Messenger RNA from Medioppia subpectinata, 2156 nucleotides. NCBI's taxonomy places the organism in Eukaryota, Metazoa, Arthropoda, Arachnida, Sarcoptiformes, Oppiidae. The record is from the annotation of a GenBank genome assembly.
UAUUGGCGAAGAGGUGUCACGACUUGUGCCAUAUAUUGCACUCAAAUCGCAGGCAUUGGAGACAUAAUUGAGUGAAUGAUUCAGUGUUUCAUUGCGUCUGAAAAUCAGUGAAAGUAAUCAUCACUUCAUUUGAACCAAAGAGUGAAACACUCGUCCAAACACUUGUUCACCGCUUCCUCUUCUUCUCCUUUGGAUCCGUUUCAACAUAUUUUUGAAUUGAGUGCUGAAAACGAGCGGACAAUCGGCGACACAAAUGGCAGACAAUAAGUUGUAUGACAUCUUAGGGGUCAAUAGAAACGCUUCCGUCAAUGAAAUCAAAAAGCAAUACCGCAAACUGGCGAAGACAUACCAUCCCGACAAGAAUCAGGAUCAGACAGAGGCCGAGAAGUUCAAAGAGAUUUCUUACGCCUACGAAGUGCUGUCGGAUCCGAACAAGAAGGAGGUGUACGACCGCUACGGACUCAAAGGAUUACAAGAGGGCGGCGGUGGCGGCGGCUUCUCUUCGGCUGAAGACAUUUUCUCGCAAAUGUUUGGCGGCGGAGGACUGUUCGGUGGUUUGGGAGGAUUCGGAGGAAUGGGCGGCGGUCGGAGGCGUCGACGAGGAGAGGAUACCAUUCAUCCAUUGAAAGUAUCGCUCGAAGACCUUUACAACGGAAAAGUAUCUAAACUUCAAUUAAGCCGUAAUGUGUUGUGUAAAGCGUGCGACGGGUUGGGAGGAAAGCCGGGCUCUCGCGUGAAGUGCGUCGGUUGUAAGGGUCAGGGCAUGAAAGUUCAUUUGCGACAAUUAGGCCCCGGAAUGCUUCAACAAAUGCAAAAGCAAUGCGACGACUGCGGAGGUCAGGGAGAAGUGGUGAACGAGAGGGACCGGUGCCGCACAUGCAAUGGAAAGCGCGUCACGAAUGAGACUAAAAUACUCGAAGUGAAUGUCGACAAAGGGAUGAGAGACGAACAGAAAGUGACCUUCAGAGGCGAAGGAGACCAACAGCCAGACAUCGAGACGGGAGACGUGAUUAUUAUCCUUCAACAGAAACCUCACGAAAAGUUUCAACGAAACGGAAAUGACUUAUUUCUGCCGCUAACCAUCUCUUUGACUGAAGCGUUGUGUGGAUUCGCGUAUACUCUGAAGCAUUUGGACGGACGGCUUAUCCUAAUUCGUAGUAAACCCGGAGAAGUGAUAGUUCCCGGAGCUGUCAAAGGAGUUAAAGGCGAGGGAAUGCCUAUCUAUAGGAAUCCCUUUGAAAAAGGAAAUCUUUAUAUCAAAUUUAAUGUGGAAUUUCCGGAAAACCAUUUCAUAAAUGAGGCACAACUCAAACAAUUCGAAGCCAUUCUUCCGCAACGUAUUAACGCCAUUGAUAUCGACCUCAACGACGAACACACCGAAGAAGUAGAUCUCCACGACUACGACCCGUCUAACGACCGCAGCAAUGGUCGCAGCGAAGCCUAUGAUAGCGAUGAUGAUGGAGAUGGAGCUCGAGGUCCGGGAGGUAUUCAAUGCGCCAGUCAUUAGAUCUAAUGAAUUGGUCGUUAAAUAAAAUUUAGAUUAGAUUUAAUUUUUCAAAACAAAUUUUCAAUUUAUUAUUAAAAUUAUUCAAUUGAUUAAAACCUUUAAAUAAAUAUUUUUCACAAAUUAUACAAUUUCUUGUAUUAAGGCAUUCCUCCAAACCAUUAGUUUAUCACUUUAUAAACGAUUUCUUCAACUUUUAUACAUAUAAUUAGUUUUAAUUAUUGAAACGAAUUGUUAAAAUGAUUGCUCUUUUUAAUUAUAAUCCUCGAAAAGAAUAGUCUUUUAUUUAAUUCAUUUAAACAUUAAUUGGAUUUUUAAUUUUUUCUGCUUUUGUGAAAUUUCAUACGAAUCUAAGUUUCAUACGAUUCUUGACAAAUAAAAUGUGUAAAAAGCAAGAAAUUGUGUAUUGGAUUAGACGUCCAACAAUUGCCUCUUUGUUUGAUUUGCAUUUUCUGAUUGUGUAAAAAAUGUUAAUUAAUAUUUACAGAAAACUAGAUUUGAUUUAAAUAAAAUUUAUAUCCAAUUUAUAAUUGAAAUUAUAUUAAUUAUCAAAUAAAUCGUGUAUUAAACAAAACAAAUGAUUGUUUAUUUAAUAUAAAUAAAACUUAAUACCGUAUAAACUUUAUUAUAAUUUUUAUGUAUAAACGAGUGG